AUGCACAUGCUCAUCUUCGCCCACCUCAUCCUCGUCCAACUGGGCGUCACCGCGACGCGCAGUCCACUCAAGCGAGAACUAGACAAAGUCGUCUGCCGCAUCCCGGGCUACGACCACGCCAACAAGGGCACCAUCGAGGACGGCAUCGCCUACCUCCGGGGCCACGACCCGCAGGAGGUGGACCUCUGCCACCAGCCGGGCGGCGGCUGCUGCGCGCGCGUCAGCUGCGACAAGAGCGCCGCCAUCUACGUGUGCAACGACGACCCUGACCAUGACAAGACCGUCGGCCUCUCGGACGUCGCGGACCGCGCGCAGAAGAUCCUUGACACCGAGGGCUGCGUCUGGCACCCGAGCACGAGCCAUGUGGUGCAGGGCCAGGCGUUUGAUGAUGGCUGGUGGAAUGUGAUCGUUGGCAUCAAGAACGGUGAUUCUUGUUCGUCGGGUUGGUGA
Molecule: messenger RNA, 450 nt
Organism: Diaporthe amygdali
Lineage: Eukaryota; Fungi; Ascomycota; Sordariomycetes; Diaporthales; Diaporthaceae
Exons: 2
Coding region: 1-450 (149 amino acids)
Source: RefSeq, a predicted model, not a curated record